Saccostrea echinata is the source of this 1744-nucleotide messenger RNA. RefSeq names its product mesenchyme-specific cell surface glycoprotein-like. The record is from RefSeq and is a predicted model, not a curated record. The transcript is spliced from 10 exons. Gene Ontology annotation, molecular function: protein binding. NCBI's taxonomy places the organism in Eukaryota, Metazoa, Mollusca, Bivalvia, Ostreida, Ostreidae. Bases 1 to 1701 code for a protein of 566 amino acids.
AUGAGAUCGAUUAUCAUCCUUUUUGUGAUCGUGGUCGCAUACACUGAUGCCGUACUCCAACUGAAGAAACAGUCCUAUAUGAAAUUCCCUUACCAGUUUGUAAAUGGUGAUCCAACCAAUCCAAGAUAUGGGCUCUUUCAAAAUGCCGCCCACAAGGCCGCUUACCACACUGUUGAUAAAAUUUUGUAUGUUGCUUCUGCAAGAUCAUCAGAGAAAUACCUCCACAUCAUUGAUAUGAACAAUCCUGCCAGUCCAUCCAUAUUGAUGACGCACGUGUUCGAUAACAGCGUGGAUGGUAUGAUCUCAGCUGUGGAAGCAUGCUCAGACACCAUUGCAGUGGCCUUGUCGGCGGCUGAUCCAGUGGCUGAGGGCCACGUCGAGUUGUUCACACCCUAUAACAGGGCUGACCGUGUUUUUACCAGGACAGGCAGAAUGGCGGUUGGUGUUCAUCCAAAGGAUAUGCAAUACACCAGUGACUGUACAAGGCUAGUGGUUGUCAACGAAGGUCGUGUUUCCCUUAAUCCAACUACAAAUACUCUCAGCGACCCCGAGGGCUCCAUCACAAUAAUUAUCAGGAACGAUCAAGGAUUCCCAAUUGAAGUCAAUAUGGAUUUCACCCAGCUUAAUGGCAGAGUUGUAGAUUACAUUAAUAAUGGUGUUCGAUAUGUUUUCCGUGGAGAUCAUAGUGCUGGAAUCGUAAACACUUUUUCACAGGAUCUCGAGCCCGAAUCGGUUACUAUUAGCAAUGACGACAGAUUUGCUUUCGUUUCUUGUCAGGAAAAUAAUGCUGUAAUGAAAAUCGACUUGUUUAACCAAAGGAUCAUUGAACUUUAUGCUUUGGGGGCCAAGAACUGGACAAGCUAUAUGUUUGAUGGCAGCGAUUUGAAUGAUGCUGCAAACAUGCGUAAUCACAGAGUCUACUCAUUUUACCAACCUGGAAAACUUGGUUUUGGUGUAAUUGACGGCAAAGGUUACGUCAUUUCCGCCGACACUGGAAAAAUGAAAACUUACACUAGACAAGUUCAGGGUUACGAUUUCCGUGAUUCAGCCAGAGCACGGGUAGCUUGGAAUGAUGGGGAACUUGACACCGCCACACUGGAUCCGACACUUCUUGCACAAAUCCAAGACAACCAACAGCUGGGCAGAACAUACAUGAGUAGAGUAGAUGGAUACAACAUCUUUAAUCAGAUCGGUGAUGUAUACCUGUUUGGUGGGCGUGGCAUUUCUUUGUGGGACUCUACUACCAUGGCCCACGUGUUUGACAGUGGGGACGAUUUGGAGAGGAGGGCUUCUCAGUUGUAUCCUAGUACAUUUAAUGGAGAUUGUUCAAAUGCUAAUCAGUCUCCAACCCAGCAGGUUGACGAGAGAUCAGAUGAUAUGGGUCCCGAACCCAAUGCAAUGGCUGUGGGUACAGUAGGAACCACCCCCGUCCUCAUCGUGGGCUCCAGGGACGGCGUCCUGUAUGUGUUCAACAUGAGAGGCGUCAGCGCCAACUUUGAGAGUGCUCACCGUGAGGGGGACACGAACGACAUCUGGGGCAAUCUCUAUAAUAACGAUGUCGCCGGUGAUCAGGGGGUCUCAGAUAUGGGAUUUGUGAAUGCUGGAAAUAGCUCCUCUGGCGUUCCAUUCAUUUACGUCAUUGGCCAAUCCACGGGAUCUCUAUCCAUAUACACUAUCGAGGAUGUCCCCACCAAUUUAUAGACACUUACUCCACUGAUAUUAUUUAUAUUUUAUACAGUAAAAU